CCCUCAUCUUCUCUCACAACUAUAUAACCCUAGUUUUGGGGGACCUUUAAACUGGAGGCAUGUUAUUCAGUAAAGUCUCCAGGGUUACCGUACGACACGUAUAGUAACCAACGUUAAGGCCGGAUUCCACGAGGCGGAAUUUUUCGACCGAAACGAAAUUUCUCUUUGUCUUUUUACAAUUAGUUCUGCUCGAGAGCUCUGAAACAAAGAGAAAUUUCGAUUCGGUCGAAAAAUUUCGCCUAGUGGAAAACCGCCUUUACUGGUUAUGUUACGUAACCUACAGGUCAAGUAUGUCAAAAUUAAUUCAAGAAAUUGCAAACGUCUAAAGAAUAUUUCAGCAUUCUUAAAACUCGAAGCCUUUCAACUAUGAACCAUUUUUAAACUACGACCAGAAACAUGUCGACAGUUUAUCGUAAAACGGUAUGGUUCGUCCGCGGGCUGCGUGAAUAUACGUUAAAUGGCUACCUUGAAGCGAAAAAGAAAUUCGAAGACUUAGACACCGACACUUAUAAAGACCUAAACGGUAAAGCGUAUAUGGUGACAGGCGCAAACAGUGGAAUAGGGAAAAGCGUUUCGUUAGAGCUCGCCAAACGUGGGGCUACUGUACACAUGGUUUGCCGCGAUAAAACGCGAGGGGAAGAAGCACAUCAAGAAUUAUUAGAAGCUAGCCCAAACAAGGAGGUGCAUUUACAUCUAUUGGAUAUGUCAAUGCCCAGAAAAGUUUGGGAAUUUGCACUAAAUUUUGCGGCAUCUGGAAAAACCUUGAAUGUUCUGGUAAACAACGCUGGUUGUAUGGUGAAUGAAAGGGUGGUAUCGCAAGACGGAUUGGAAAAAAAUUUUGCAACAAAUACUUUGGGGACUUACUUAUUGACCACUGGGUUGAUCAGCACACUUGAGAAAAGCGAAGAGCCUCGGAUUAUUACUGUUUCAUCAGGUGGGGUGUCGUCAUAGUAACUUUGGAUAAUGGGGUUGUUAGAGGGAUGGAAAAAUCCAAGAUUGCCCCUCCCAUUUAACACUGGUGGAAGAGGGAUUAGACCUCCCCCACAGAGGAAAUUAACAGCCCCCCUAUCCCCUUUAUUUUAUUAUUAUCAGAGGUGUACUCUCCAUACACCCCUCCAGAUGGCAGAAAUUACCUCUGUGGGGAGAGUGUGGAUCUUUUCUGGAAUGACCCAUUAGAGAAAUUCGAUAUUUAAAAGGAGAAGUUAAUAAACUUUCCCUGUGAGCAGAAGUCUCUGUAUCUUGUAUUUCUGGUAAGCUUCUCAGAUGUAUGUCUUAUUUUCAUUCUAGGUGGAAUGCUUUUGGUCAAGCUCGAUGUUCAAGAUUUACAAUUUGAGAGGAUGAAUCCAUUUGAUGGCACAAUGGCAUAUGCCCAGAAUAAACGUCAACAGGUGAUCAUGACAGAAAAAUGGGCUGAAAUGUACAAGUCAACAGGCAUUCACUUCUCAUCUAUGCACCCAGGUAAUAAGCAAGCUCAACAUAUUUGUUAUUACCAUGACAGAGUUCUAUACACAGAGUGUGGAUCAACAUUUUCAGAAAGAAUUAAAUCAUACAUUUGAGCCACACCAGAAAACCGCACCCAAUCCCUCAAUGGUCGCACUAAAAACCGUAAAUUUUGGAACAUAUGUGUUCAAUUUCAAACACUUCCCAAAUUAAUAAGGUUAAAACCAUUGAAAGUGCUUUCUAUAAUUCUACAGUUUGCAUGAUUGCCAAAUGAUUUGCAUGAUUGCAAAUUGUCAUAUUAGAUGGUAACUGUGGUUAAUUUCAAGCAAAUUGACACACACUAGGUUUGUCCCCCUGGGCAGUUUAGGGGAGGUUGCACAAAGUGUACAGGGGCAUUUUGGGAGAACUUGACUGCAUGCAUCCCUGCAUUGCUAAGAAUACCAGUUUUUAUUUUAAUUUUUCAGUUCUUGCCUACUAGUGCUUGCUCAAAAUUGUUGGUACCCUUUGAUUUUUUAUAGGAUGGGCAGAUACUCCUGCAGUAAAAUCAUCAAUGCCAGAUUUUCACAGACGGAUGCAAGGAAAACUGAGAACACCCGAGCAAGGUGCGGACACUAUUGUCUGGUUAUGUAUUUCCAAGGAAGCAGUCAAAACUCCAAGUGGAUCAUUCUUUCAGGACCGUCAAGCAGUUUCAAAACACCUCCCUCUUGCUUGGACAAAGUCCUCGGCUGGUGAUGAGGAGACACUGAUGACAAAAUUAAAGGAACUUGCGGAGAAAUUUAGGGUAGAAAAUACACCUAAUGAAUGAAUGAUUUUAACUCAAGGCCAGAUAUAUAAUACAAGCCAAAUGAACAAGACUGAAGUAGAGUAAAUGUUUGACUGAAAUAUGUAGCCACCUAUUGUGAUUUGUGUCAAUACUACUGUAUUUGUAUUUAUAUUAGUUGCGAGUAAAGGUCUGACUAAUUUAGAAGAACUAGUCUGAAUUAUACAAUGACAAUUGCCAACAGUAUACACAAAAGAAGAGUAAUAGUAUGUUUGUAUUGCCUUCUGUAUAAAAUAUUAUUAUUAUUUUAGAAACUUCAUAUAAUCAUGUCUAUACUGUGUUUGUAUUCUUAUUAGAAAAGUAUAUCUCAUAGGAAA
Paramuricea clavata is the source of this 2577-nucleotide messenger RNA. The record is from the annotation of a GenBank genome assembly. NCBI's taxonomy places the organism in Eukaryota, Metazoa, Cnidaria, Anthozoa, Malacalcyonacea, Plexauridae.